AUGGCAGAAAAACCAAUUAGUCUCGAGGACAUCUACAAUUUAAUUGCCAAGGUUGAAAUUGAGCACCUAAAUAAGAACAUCACAGAAGUAAAAAAAGAGAUAGAGAACACGAAUAAUAAAUUUAAAGAAAUUAAAGAAGAAAAUAAAACAUUAAAAAUCAAACUGAAUGUGCUUGAAGCUAAGUUGAAGAAGUACAACGUAGUUGCGUAUGGCAGAAAUGAGGAAGAUAAAGGAGCAGCAGAAGAAGCUAAAGAAUUUAUCGAACAAAAAUUGGAAAUUUUCAUAGAAGCAACCCAGAUAAGAGACUCCUAUCGCAUAGGUAGAAAGGUAGAGAAUCAAUAA
Messenger RNA from Acanthoscelides obtectus, 342 nucleotides. Lineage: Eukaryota; Metazoa; Arthropoda; Insecta; Coleoptera; Chrysomelidae. The record is from the annotation of a GenBank genome assembly.